Ziziphus jujuba (common jujube) is the source of this 1871-nucleotide messenger RNA. RefSeq names its product probable glucan 1,3-beta-glucosidase A. Gene Ontology annotation, biological process: actin filament bundle assembly; establishment or maintenance of cell polarity; cell migration. The coding region runs from base 186 to 1676 and encodes 496 amino acids. The record is from RefSeq and is a predicted model, not a curated record. Gene Ontology annotation, molecular function: actin filament binding. Gene Ontology annotation, cellular component: cytoplasm; actin cytoskeleton. The transcript has 7 exons. Lineage: Eukaryota; Viridiplantae; Streptophyta; Magnoliopsida; Rosales; Rhamnaceae.
ACAUGUGACAUGCAUUGGGAUUCUUGAAAUCUUUUUCUCGAUGGUUGAGUUCAAAUCCCGUUUCAAUAUUAAAAUAGAUAAAUAAAUAAAUCUAUUAUCAUAAAUUUCCGAAGUCUGACUGAUCCAAUUACUGUGAGUCGUCCUCCUAGCAUAGAUGUGGGCACAGCAAAAAAAAAAAAAAAAAAAUGUUGUUCAGUAGCAUUUCAUCAAACACUUGGCUGCUAAGCAUCAGCCUGCUGUUGUGUAUAGCAAUAUGUGCUUGCAAUGCGAGUGUAGAUCCCAACUUCCGAGUUAGAGCGGUAGCUCUAGGAGGUUGGUUGGUCACAGAAGGCUGGAUUAAACCUUCCCUCUUUGAUGGAAUCCCAAACAAAGACUUCUUGGAUGGAACUCAGUUUCAGCUCAAAUCAGUCACCACUGGCAAGUAUCUCUCUGCUGAGUUUGGAGGAGGAAGCAUUAUCGUCGCCAACCGAACGUCUCCUUCCAGCUGGGAAACAUUUACGGUGUGGAGGGUGAACGAGAAAACUUUCCAGUUGAGGGUGUUUCAGAAACAAUUCCUGGGGCUGGACGUGAAUGGGAAAGUAGGGAAAGGAAUAGUGGCGGUGGCUAGCUCACCUGGGGUUUCAGAGACAUUUGAGAUAGUGAGAAAAAAUAGUAAUUCAAGACGGGUUCGAAUUAAAGCACCCAAUGGAAUGUUGUUGCAGGCAAAGACAAAGGAGCUGGUGACUGCUGAUUAUCCAGCUGGGAACACUACUAGUACUGGAUGGGGAGUCCAUGAUCCAUCAGUUUUUGUCUUCAAGAUUGUUGGAAAAAUGAUGGGCGAGUUUCAAGUAACAAAUGGUUAUGGCCCACUAAAAGCCCCCCAAGUUAUGAGGGAGCACUGGAAAACCUUCAUAGUGGAAAAUGACUUCAAGUUCAUAUCAGAAAAUGGAUUAAAUACAGUGAGAAUUCCCUCUUUAAAAUCUAACCAUCAAAAAAUGAUAAAACUGGAAUAUGGAGUGAAGGUUAUAAUUGACCUGCAUGCAGCACCUGGUUCCCAAAAUGGAUGGGAGCACAGUGCUUCUAGAGAUGGCUCUCAGGAGUGGGGCAAAACAGAUGAAAGCAUGAAGCAAACUGUUGAUGUUAUAGAAUUCCUUGCUUCGAGGUACGCCAAACAUCCAAGCCUAUACGCUGUAGAGCUCUUAAACGAGCCUCUAUCUCCUGGAGUUUCUGUAGAUACCUUGAAAAAGUUCUACAAGGCUGGUUAUGAUGCUGUUCGUAGGCACACUGACAAGGCAUUUGUGAUAUUCUCAAACCGUUUGGGACCAAUGAAACCCAGAGAGCUCUUCCCUCUAGUCAGAGGCUUAAAACGAUCGGUCAUUGAUGUCCAUUACUACAGCAUCUUCACUGAUGACUUUAGCAAAAUGACUGUCCAACAGAACAUCGACUAUAUCUACACCAAUCGUACCGCGGAGUUGAAUCGUGUUACCACAUCCAACGGCCCUCUCACUUUUGUUGGUGAAUGGGUGGCUGAAUGGAAUGUUAAGAAUGCAACAAAGGAAGAUUACCAAAGAUUUGCCAAAGCUCAAUUGGAAGUUUAUGGGAGAGCAACAUUUGGUUGGUCUUAUUGGACACUUAGGAAUGUGCAAAAGCAUUGGAGUCUUGAGUGGAUGAUCAAGAAUGGUUAUAUCAAGCUCUAGAUUUAGAAAAUGCCAGCCAAUUAAUUAUUGGACUAGAUGAUUUUUUUUUGCAUAUUAGUCUGUACGCUCACUUCAUUUUGGACCCUGCUGACAACCUCUACCUACUACGCAUUUAGAAUUUGUAGUACUUAAUGCUACAUUAAUAAUCAAGGGUUCUGCUAAGAACAGCUCAAGUUUCUUCAUAAGGCAUGCAUU